Verticillium nonalfalfae is the source of this 642-nucleotide messenger RNA. RefSeq lists its product as uncharacterized. The record is from RefSeq and is a predicted model, not a curated record. The transcript has 3 exons. Bases 1 to 642 code for a protein of 213 amino acids. NCBI's taxonomy places the organism in Eukaryota, Fungi, Ascomycota, Sordariomycetes, Glomerellales, Plectosphaerellaceae.
AUGGAGAGACCAAAACGUCCCCCGCCGCUGGCCCUCGCGCCGCCAAAGAAGCAGGACAAGUCCGUCUAUCGCCAGACUAUGAGCAUCACUCCACCAGCCCCGAAACCUCACCCAGUCCCGCAACAGCAACCCCGUGCACCGUCGAGGCAUGCCUCGCGGCAUCGCUCCCAUCGAGCAUCGCCUUCUACGUCAUGGAUCCAUCUCGCCAGCACGAUCCUCCACAUCCAUCUCUGUGCUGUUCUCAUCGCCGCACUGGCGACUUUUCUUCACGACCAGCCUGCGGCGGCCACGACACAGAUAGGACACAACGUCAUAGCCGCUCUGAUUUUCCUCAUCUUCGACACCCUCCUCUCGCUGCUGAGCAUUCUCCGUCCCGCCCACGCCGUCACCCUCCUCGUGCGUUCGGGCAUCGCCACGUGUCUCCUGGCGGUCUUCAUCGCGUUCGCGGCGCAUGUGCCUGGGCCGAGGGUCUUCACGCCAGGCUACCACCUCUGGGGCACCGUGUUUGAGACGGGCGACGGGCUCGUCGCGGGCGCGUGGGCGGGGUCAACGAAGCAAGAGUUCAAUACGGGAGGGACGAUGAAGGAAGUGGUGGUAUCAACUGGUGCUGGGCCCCAUGUUGAAGAACAUAAUCUCGAAUGA